AUGUCUGAUCAGGAAAGAUGUUUUGCUAAAGCUGGUUCCUAUCCGCCAAGCCCAACGCGCAGCCCCAAGGCUGAACGCGUGUCGCGCGUGGUUGGCUCAGAAACGAGCGUGGUCACUCGCACUAGGCGCAUUGGGAAGACGGGGAUGAGAACGACAUUCCCGCCGGUGAUGGUUGGGCUUUCUUUCGAAUUGCGAAUUUUUUGGCAGAAGCCGUUCUCUGGUCUUUCUGCAGGAUUUCAGCAACUCGUUUGGAGUAGUCUUCCUGCCCUAUCCAUGUUCCUGAUUUCCAACUUCUCUGAUCGCUGUGUGAAAUAUCUCAUGUAUUCUCGGCGUCUUCUCAUUAAGCUACCGUGUCCAUAUCCAUGCUUCCUAGCCUUCUACGGCACCCCCGGGUUUCCCUUUCAGCUCGAGGCAAUUGCAGCAAGCGGAAUUUGGCUCGUGCAACGGAAAUCUCCGUACUAUCGAUCACCUAAAAAUGAAGCUGCAGAGCUCUAUAUAAAUCGUAUCUCAGUCAAUUUUCGAGUUCUUUCAAGUAAGCUGGCUGACGCCGUUGCCUCCGAGGCCGAGAUAGCCCUGCAACACCUUCCUCAUCAUCUACCACCUCAUAGUACUCAACUAUCUCCUCUUGAGCUGUUGAGCUACCUUUUCUUCCUUGCGGAGUAG
Messenger RNA from Lindgomyces ingoldianus, 663 nucleotides. RefSeq lists its product as uncharacterized. The record is from RefSeq and is a predicted model, not a curated record. The transcript is spliced from 6 exons. NCBI's taxonomy places the organism in Eukaryota, Fungi, Ascomycota, Dothideomycetes, Pleosporales, Lindgomycetaceae. The coding region runs from base 1 to 663 and encodes 220 amino acids.